This is a messenger RNA of Salvia miltiorrhiza (redroot sage), 2122 nucleotides long. RefSeq names its product F-box/LRR-repeat protein At4g29420-like. The transcript is spliced from 2 exons. Bases 130 to 1476 code for a protein of 448 amino acids. Lineage: Eukaryota; Viridiplantae; Streptophyta; Magnoliopsida; Lamiales; Lamiaceae. Gene Ontology annotation, molecular function: protein binding. The record is from RefSeq and is a predicted model, not a curated record.
GUGGACACAGAGACUAUAAAUUGGCAUCAAAUUCAACGCUCUGUUUGGAAGUCUAUCUAACACUUUGAUUUCGACGUUGUAUUAACCCUAAUCCCCUAAUUUGAUCUCAUCCAAUUUUCUUCAAUUUCCAUGGAAGAUCUCCCCGCGCCUCUUCUCCUCGAGAUCCUCGGCCGUCUCUCCGACUCCGCCGACGUCGCCCGCUGCCGCGUCGCUUCCCGCGCACUCAACUCCGUCGCGCGGGAGAUUCGGUCCGUCCACCUCUACUGCUCCCACCUCCGCUACGCCAAGUCUCGAUCCCCUCUCACCCGGUCCUCCAUCACGCCUUUUAAGCAAGUUUUCUGCAGAUUGAUCUCCGAGUUGCACGUUGUAGAGCGCGUCUUCAUCGGCGUCGAGAAGCCGCUGCUCCUCGUGGCGUUCGACGACGUCGAGGAUGAGGACGAUGAUUUGUUCCUCAGCGACGUCAGUUUCACCAAGGAGUGGCUGCCCAAGGUUUGCCGGAAUUUGAAGUCGAUUUCCAUAUCGGAUUUUUGGGUGCAGUCCUGCUGGAGGCGAACCGACGUGCUUUCCCUAAUUUCUUCUUAUUGUUGUGAACUUCAUGAGUUAGAAGUUAAAAAUGCGUGGCUAUCUGUUGAUGGCUUAACUCCUAUGCCAAACCUCACAGUCUUGACGCUUGAAUUUAUUAGAUUGGAUGAUGAGAACCUUGAAAAGGUGAAUGACAGUUUCCCUUUGCUUAAAGACCUUAAUUUAAUUGGGGUUGGAGGACUUAAAGAUCCCAAGGUCCAUCUCAUGCACCUUAGAACAUGUCAUUGGUCUGUGUCUAAUGCUCCAACCUCUAUAUCUAUUAUUGCACCUAGUCUUGUCGAUCUCACUCUUAAAUGCGUGAAGCCAAAUCUCCUUUUCAUUGAAGCUCCGUUAUUGUCCAGCUUGAAUCUGUCUGUUGAUAGCACUUGCAACUUGAAAGUGAAAGAAUUCUCUCAUUUGAAAGGGCUUCAUCUUGAAUCUUCAGGCCUCCGCAAUCUUCUUCUUGCAUUUCCUUUCAGCAGAACUGUUGAGAAUCUAACUGCUGUCUCAACAAAGUGGGAAUCACCAGUCGCAGUUUCCAAGUCCAUUCUCGAGUUAUUGCUUCAUGUGUGUCCUAAUGUUAGCUGUCUUACUUUGACUUCAAGAGUUUGGUCUGAGUUUGAAACAUAUACAGGUCUGGAAGACUUAGAGUCCAGGGUUCAGAUGAAGGGAUUGAACGAGAUUACAGCAUAUUUAACUGUAAAUGACAUUGGGGUUACUUUGUCCACCAUUUUCUCUUUACUGGAUAGUUGUAGUGGCCUGUCUAACAUGGCAAUCUUCAUCCACCGUGAUGUUGUUUCUAAUGUGACGAGCAAUCUUAUCUCAGCGUGUAUGGCCCAUUGCACUAGGGUGAGAUGGAAAUGGGGAAUGUGGAAAGAGGGAACAAAAGAGACUUGGAUUUCUGAUGGAAUCUAGGAACCUCAGUUAAACACUUCAUCUGAUCUGUUCAAUGGAUUGGAUUUUCUGAAAUAAAUUAAUGGGCUUUCCAUUCUAUUCGUCAGUUGACUUAAUUACCUAAAGAAUUUAUGGGGCAAGGGAAAGUUCAACCCGGUAGAUGCAGCCAAGUUGGUGUUUGUUAUCCUGAUGAUGGUAAGGACUGUUAUCCGUGAAAAGGUGUUUUGUGAAGUUGAUUGAUUAGCUGGUUGGGUGCUUGACCACAAUCAGAGGAUGCAAGUUGGAGAAAGAUCGAGAAAAGAUGCAAACCCUUGGCGUAAUUUCCCGGUAGCUUAAGCCAGGCAUCAGUUAAUAACUUCAGCAUCAUGAGCUUUCAGUUAAGUUGAGUCGGCAUAUUUGUUUAAUUGAUAAGCUGUAUCUACCUGUAAAGAAUUUGUCACUGAAAGAUUGUUUUUGAGGAAAUGUAUAGUGUGUUAUAUAGAUGGUCUAAAAUUUCUCAUUCUUUAUACUCAGCUAUUUUCUUCUUCUUUUCACACCAUUUAGAAACUCUCAAAAUCCUCUCUACUUAAGUUCUUGAGUUGGUCUCCUGUACACUCAAAUGUAUGGAAAAGACGAUCGGAUCAAGAUUAGGGCACAUGUUGGAUCGGGCUGGGCGCGGUCUUAGAAA